UCCAGCAUCACUGCACAGGCCUGGAGAAGCCAGCACAACGCACGUUAAAUCUGGCACAUUUGAACUAUCCGCCAUGCCCUUUUCAACCUGAAUUCUUCAGCCUGGGGAGGAAUCCUGAGCUUCCCGGUGCAGAGGGGGCUGGUGGAGCCCCAUCCCGUCCCGUCCCACAGGGGAAGGGAGUGCCCACAGCCCGUGGGGGGCCCCCACGUCCCACGCAAGGAGGGGCGAUCCCGGCCCCGGGGGAGCGCGCCUUCACCUUGAAACGAGCCCGAGAAGUGGAUGCGCGAUGUAACGGCAGAGCCGCCUGCAGCCGUUUUAUUGCCUUAUUCCAGCUUUGAAAUGGAACCGAGCACAGAGUUCAGCGCGGCGAGCGCGAGCCAGAUGGAGAGUGUCAGCGGGUUCCUAGAACUGUCACCGCUCCCCCAGGCAUGGCCCCUGCCGGGGACGGGGACGGCCGGGGCAGCAGGCCGGGGCCGCCGGGGUGGCGCAGAUUAACCUUUCCCCCUGCUCCCAGCGCAGCCCGGCCGCUCGCCCGCCCUCCUUCCCCCCCCGAAGGAUUUUGCAUGCAAAUGGCCCCGCGCCAGAGCCGGGCCGUCAGAAUGCAGAAGUUCUGCAUUCAGCCCUGACAAAACAGCGCGAACCGCUGUGUUUGCCAGAGCGAGCGCAAUAAAGCGGCCAACAAAGCGGCGCAGGAACAAUCCGGGCUGAAUGGCCGCGAGCAGCGGGUCCGGCUGCCGGUUGCCCUGGAAACCCCACCAGGGCUCACUGAAGGUAUUUCCUGAAGAAAAAGCACACACAUGCCCCACAGCUCUGCUAAUCCCAACAGGAAGCGCUUACCGGGACGUGGGGAUUGGCUUCUUUCUUAUUUAAAAAGUGCCUCUCCCCGCUCGCCCCCGCAGCUGCCCCUGGGCGCGCACGGAGGUGGCCAAGCGGCCCCCGUGGCAUCCCCUGGGCUGGGGGACCCGUCACCCCUGCCCAGGGGGUCCCGCCACCGCUGUGCAGUGAGCAGGGAGAUGCCGCAGGGCACACGUAGAAACACGACCCGUUUCUUCCCUCGGCCCUUGCCCCAUGCCCUCUCCCACCCGGCUCUCCAGCAGCAGAGGCAAAUCGCAGCGCAGCCCCGGGCACACUGCUCGGCCGAGCCAGCAGUGAGAUGCAGCAGCAUGAGGUGCAGCAGUGUGAGGUGCAGCAGCGUGAGAUACAGCAGCGUGAGGUGCAGCAGCGUGAGAUGCAGCAGCAUGAGGUGCAGCAGCGUGAGAUGCAGCAGCGUGAGAUGCAGCAGUGUGAGGUGCAGCAGCGUGAGAUACAGCAGCGUGAGAUGCAGCAGUGUGAGGUGCAGCAGCAUGAGGUGCAGCAGCGUGAGAUGCAGCAGCGUGAGAUGCAGCAGUGUGAGGUGCAGCAGCGUGAGAUGCAGCAGCGUGAGAUACAGCAGCGUGAGAUGCAGCAGUGUGAGGUGCAGCAGCGUGAGAUGCAGCAGCGUGAGAUGCAGCAGCGUGAGGUGCAGCAGUGUGAGGUGCAGCAGCGUGACAUGAAGCAGUAUUUCAGUACCAGGCACACCAGCAGCUUGCGAGGCCACCGGGGUGAAUGCUCACCUGUCCCCCGGGACACCCCAGGAGCCAAGGAGCCUGCGGGGUGGCAGCUCGGGGCAGCCGAGGGUCCCGCACAUCCCCGGGGACCCACACACGUGCCCGUGGCUUUUUGCAGUAAGCAAGGGGUUUGCUGGGGCCCCUGCUCGCUGCCCAGAGGGAGCCGACGCCGUGGGGACCCCGCUCCUCUCGCCCGGAGCUUCAGGAGGGGACGCUGCAGCACCUCGUGCACCCUGGGCACGGCGCGAUCCCACGGGGGCAGCGGCCAGCCCCACGCACACAGGGCAAGGCACAGGGCAGCUCCGCAGCCUGCGCUCCGGCCGAGCGCUGCUGCCGCUGCCUUUCCCAAAGACUCAUAUUUCUUUUUUUUUUUUUUUUUUCCCUCCUCAAUUAAGGGCUGGAGUGACAGCAUCCGAGUGGAAAGGCGGGAGGCGGGGAACAAUGCCUGCUCGACAGGCUGGGAGGGGAAGGGAGCAGCGUGAUGCCCCAGCGGACACGGCGGUGCCCCGGGGACAAAGUGGCUGCAGCAAUGGGGGGCCAGGGCAGACGGACUCCCCCAGCCAGUGUGCUCACUGGUGCAGGUGGGGGCUGCUGGCCACCCCCCCGAGCUCCACAAUCGAUCCUGGGCUGCCACCAUCAGCAGAAGUGCAGGAGGUUUCCGAGCCUUCACAGCUCUGUCCCUUUGGGUCCAGAGCAAGCCCCCCGGGACAAGGCGGCCACAACAAAGCCCUGUGACCUGGGAGCAGGGCCCCCGCAGGCUGGGGGAUAAGCCUGCGGCCAGCUGGGCCAGCGUCUGCGCCGGAAAAUGGGGCAGAGCCCAGCACCGCAUCCCCAGGGGACCGGGGAAGGGGCUCGGAGCCGCUGGAGAGCUGCAGCCCCCGGCUCUGCCCCUGCCCAUGGGGCUCCCCUUCACCACACCUUGCCCCCGAUCGCCCUUCCCCAGGGGGGGACUCGUCCCCCCAAAGGCAUCUGCUGCAGCGGGGCAGCCUCCAGGAAUCGGAGCACCCCAAAACGUGCCGCUCCCCAAAUGGGGCCCAGCAGCACCCGGCUCCCCACGGAAACUUGCUCGGGCGCUUCAUGCCGCUGGCAUCCCCUGCGUGCAGGGAUGAGGCAGACCCGGAGCAGUGGAAAAGCCCCGACAGCGGAGAGGACAAUAGCAGACAAGGAGAGAGGGGAAAAAAAAUCCCCCCUGCAAUUUUCUGCAGGUUUCUGUUUAACCUGAAGACAAAGACUGGCUUUGUGAGGGAGGGAGAUGGAGGUUGCUCAUGGAAAUUUCUUGGCUUUUUCCCUUAACUUUCUUUUUUUUUUUUUUUCCACCUCCAAAUUUAGGUAACUAUAAAAUGCAGUAAGUGCCCAUUAAUAUUUUAUUUGCUGCAGAUUUUUCAAUCACAGGAGCAAGUCCCUGACAAAGGCAGGGUUUCCAAGCCCCCUCCCCAGGCCACGAGGAGGAGGCG
Molecule: messenger RNA, 3040 nt
Organism: Cygnus atratus (black swan)
Lineage: Eukaryota; Metazoa; Chordata; Aves; Anseriformes; Anatidae
Product: inner centromere protein-like
Exons: 2
Coding region: 1154-2068 (304 amino acids)
Source: RefSeq, a predicted model, not a curated record